AUGAACAAAAAAAAGGUAUCCGCUUCCAGUCGCAAAAGUUUUCUUUGCAGCAAUCUCAUUCAACAGGAGUCUGGGUUCCCAGUAAUAUUCUACCGUAACUGCGACCCAGUCUCAUCCCCCACCCCACCCGAGCAAGCCCGCUUCCAAUUCUUCUCAACCUUUUUGGAUCCUCUACGUUCCAAUUGCUUAUUUCCAACUAAUUAUCUUCUCAUUACGCGAGACUUUCGCUUCAAACCAUGGUCAUUUCCGGUUCUCUUUCUCUCUCUCUCUUUCUCUUUCUCUCUCUUUCUCUCUCUCUCUCUGUCUCUCUUUCUCUCUCUCUCUCUCUCUCUCUCUCUAUAUAUAUAUAUAUAUAUAUAUAUAUUAUUUUUGCUUUCUCUCUUUCUUUUCUGCCCUUUCUUUUUACUACAGGCUUCACCCAACCUUUUCGCAACUCGUUUUUCACAAGGAUUGAAAAGGUUUACUUUUGAACCCCAAACACCGCUUUGUUAA
Messenger RNA from Acanthosepion pharaonis, 492 nucleotides. The record is from the annotation of a GenBank genome assembly. Lineage: Eukaryota; Metazoa; Mollusca; Cephalopoda; Sepiida; Sepiidae.